AUGGACAUAAUUAAUGCCAUCGAUAAUAAUUUAUCAACUUCACACAGAAAAAAUAAGGUCACCAAAAAUAGAAAUCCUUUAAUUAAAAAGUGCAAUAAAUGUAAGAGGUCAAAACUUCAUGAUAAUAAGAAUGCUCAGCAAUGUAAUUUUUGCAAUCAGAUAAUGUUAAGUGGAAAUAAAUUUAUUGAUAAUUUGCUUGUUAAACUAAAUAAACAAAAGGCUUUUAUAGAAUUUAUUCCGUAUGAACAAUUUAAAGAUAUCAUUUAUCUUUCUGAGGGAGGAUUUAGUAAAAUAUACAAAGCGACAUGUGUUAAUGGUAUAAGAACGGAAUGGAAUAGUCGGAAGCGAAGAUUUGCAGAAGCUAUUAUCAAUGCAACAGUUGUUCUUAAAUGUCUUAAUAGUUCUGAAGCUAUAAGUCAUGAUUUUUUAAAUGAGUUAAAAAAUUAUUUUCAAUGUUCAAGUGGUUAUAUAAUCCAAUAUCACGGCAUCACACAGCAUCCCGAAACAAAAGAUUACAUGAUUGUAAUGGCCUUUGCAGAAAAUGAAUCAGCAUCACCCUCACAUUCUAAACUUAAUAUUCCAAAAACGCAUCAGCUUUACGAAAAUAAUUUUGCUUAUAACGAUAUUCAUAAUAAAAAUAAAAGGCAAAAAUAUAAUGAGGAUACACACUAUCAAG
Molecule: messenger RNA, 676 nt
Organism: Cetraspora pellucida
Lineage: Eukaryota; Fungi; Glomeromycota; Glomeromycetes; Diversisporales; Gigasporaceae
Source: the annotation of a GenBank genome assembly